GAAAUUUGUGAAAUCAAACGAUGAUACUGAGUCAGAUAGAAUAGAACAUGUAAUUCGAGACUUAAUCAUAACGAUGAUACAAAAAAGAGAAGAGAAAGUGGUGCAAGGAAAAUCGGACAACUACGGGAGUGACUUUCUUGGAUCACUUAUAAAGUUUUACCAUGAUGCUGAUGAUAACAGUAAUAUUUCAAUUGACACUGUGAUAGACGAAUGCAAGAUAUUCUACAUUGCUGGACAAGAAACCACUAAUGGCUUACUAGCUUGGAGCAUUUUUCUCCUAGCAAUCCAUUCAGAUUGGCAAGAGAAAGCAAGGAAGGAGGUGCUUGAAUUGUUUGGCCAACAAAACCCAAGUCCAGAAGGCAUCGCAAGAUUGAAGAGUAUGAGCAUGAUCCUAAAUGAAACUCUAAGGUUGUAUAGUCCAGCAGCCAAUAUGUGGAGAAAAGUUGAGAGGGAAGUCAGAUUGGGAAAGCUUGUUCUUCCAGCCAAUAUGGAUGUCUAUAUUCCAUCUCUAGCACUCCACCAUGACCCUAAUAUAUGGGGAAAAGAUGCUCACCUUUUCAAGCCAGAGAGAUUUGCCGAAGGGGUGGCUAAAGCAACUAAUAACAACACAACAGCAUUCAUUCCAUUUGGUUUAGGACCUCGAAUGUGUGUGGGUUUGAACUUUGCAGCAGCUGAAACCAAGAUAGCGCUCUCAAUGAUUCUGCAACGCUAUACAUUCACCCUCUCGCCAACUUAUGUUCACUCACCAAUGCAAAUGCUUACUAUUCGCCCAAAGCAUGGAAUUGAAGUCAUAUUCCAUGCAUUGUAAAUUUCAGUUGUAGCUUUUCUCUUAUCAAUGUGAGCAAACUCGUAAACUGUUGACAAUAGAUGUUCUGUAUUUGUGUGUGUUCUGUA
Molecule: messenger RNA, 894 nt
Organism: Camellia sinensis
Lineage: Eukaryota; Viridiplantae; Streptophyta; Magnoliopsida; Ericales; Theaceae
Source: RefSeq, a predicted model, not a curated record